Molecule: messenger RNA, 1314 nt
Organism: Dentiscutata erythropus
Lineage: Eukaryota; Fungi; Glomeromycota; Glomeromycetes; Diversisporales; Gigasporaceae
Source: the annotation of a GenBank genome assembly
AUGUCCUUUGAAGAUUUUGAAGAAAUACCAGUAAACAAAAAAAAAGAAGUUAGAAAGAUAUUGCUUAUUGGCAGAACUGGAAGUGGUAAAUCUACACUCGCUAAUGUUUUAGUUAAAAAGGUAGAGCAAUUUGCAGUGAGCAGUUCGAGCGGUAGCUUAACAAAAUCAGCACAAUCAGUAUUUUUCGAAGAGAAUGGAGUAAAAUAUCAAGUAAUUGACACGAUUGGACUUUGUGAUACAAUGAUGACAAAAGAAAGGGCAAUGAGCGAACUAGCAGAGACUUGCAGAAUGCUAGAAGGAGGUCUAUACCGAAUUCUUUUAGUAACUGGUGACAGAUUUACAGAAGAGGAAAAAGAUAUGUACUAUACAAUGAAAGAAACUAUUUUUGACCAUAAAUUUACACACUAUACGACCAUUAUUCGUACCAAGUUUCCGUGUUUUCUUAAUGAGGAAGACUGUAAAAAAGAAGAAGAAAACUUGGACAAAACAAAUCCUGGAUUUUCUAAAAUAAUUAAAGAAUGUAAAGAUAUUGUUUUUGUAGAUAAUCCGCCUUUGAUAGGAUUGUCUAAAUCAAUUGAAGCUAAUAAAGAAGUGCGAAAAUACUCAAGGAAAAAAAUAAUUGAAAGCUUCGCUUCUAAUUGUGAAAAAUAUUAUCCGCCUACCUUAAAAGAAGUAAGCGAAAAGUUAGUCUCUUGCUUUAUGGAAAAAGAGAAGUUAGAAGAAGAUUUAAAAGAAGCAAAGAAAGCAACCUUAAUCGUUUCCUCGAACACACAAUUCUUGGGAAGCUGCAAUAAAUCAAGGAUAAAGGCUAAUGGUACUCAAAUUAAAACUGGUAAAGAUGAAAGUGGUUUCUGCUCCAGUUUAAUCCAAGGACAAAUCCCUUCCAAUUUGAAAAUGGUCUCUACUAUUAUCCUUAACCCUACUAGUGGUGAACAAAUAAAAGCUAAUAAGAACUUUAUUAUAAAAAUUAAGGUUAUAAAUUUAAAUACUGGAUUCUUCAGUGAUCCUAACACUGAAUAUUAUACAUCUUCGCAAGAACUUGAUAAUAAUGGUUUGAUUAAAGGCCAUAGUCAUGUUGUUAUUCAAAAAUUGACUGAUGAUGAAAAUCCUCCUGAUCCAACUACAUUUGCUUUCUUCAAGGGAUUGAAUGAUAAAGCCGCUAAUGGUGUAUUAUCAACUAUUGUUACCCCUGGAUUACCAAGAGGUUUAUACCGAUUAUGUACAAUGAGCUCCUCCUUUACUCAUCAACCGGUUAUCAUGCCUGUUGCUCAGCGCGGUUCACAAGAUGACUGCGUUCGAUUUAAUGUGGUUUAA